AGGGACCGUCCGGCACCGGACCGCUAUGCAGCCCGCCAGGAGAGCUGGAGAGGAGACCGCGGCUGGAGAGCUGAGGAGGACGUACGCCGACCACCUCGACGCAGCAGCUACCCAUCUCGAGAAGGUCGGAGGACCUAUGCGGCGGCCGUGGGAGAGGAUCACCGCAGCGACGAGCCGGACUUUUUCCACGCACCACAGCGGAGCCGGAGGGGAGAACAGCCGGCGACAGACCGCUAUGCAGCCCGGCAAGGAAGUCGGACCGGACGGGACCGACGAUUCGAACGGAGAACGGCUCGGGACAAUCGCACACAAUUUAAAGACUGUUAUUAAACCGGCCGUCCCUACCAAACACACACAAAAUAAGAUUGAGGAGAACGCUAAAAACUGGGCCCGUACAACCAUGGUGAUCCUCCGGCAACAUUACACUCAGAGCGUAGAGGAGGAAUUAAAGGCUCUCUCUGAGUGUUCUAAACAGGACUGGGAGGGCCCGUUCGAGAUAGCAACAUCCUGGGCCAAGAGGAACCUGGGCCGCCGCCUCCAACCUGACUCUCUGGAACAGGCCAGAGCUGAGAUCGUGGCCAAACUGGGGGACCUGGGGACUGCCACUUCAACAGAGGAGGGCCCACCUGCACCCCGCACAACAUCCAAAACAACGACGGCAACGAUGACGGACCACGUCGCUGGAGACUGGUCACCUUCUUCUGAGAUGGAGCAGGAGCAAGAGAGGGAUCUGACACCUUCCUCCCCUCCAGAAUCUUCACAACCAGCAGAGCCCAAUCUGGCCACACCGAAGGAGCAGAGGGUGUUGAGAUUCGCCGCCUCGAUCCCAGAGACGCCAUCCCAGGAACGGCCAUGCUCUCCCUCCACCCAACCACCACAAUCUGGUGAAAUGAUGGACACUGAGGGACUGGACCUCACACAGGGGGAAGUCACCCCCAAAAAGACAAAGCGGGUUAACACUUUAACAGUGGCUAAACCGCAACCAGUGUCUCACCCGGGACCAUCUCGCAGCGGCUUAGACAGACUCACUUCCUGUGUGCAAACCCGGCUUCAGCUUCAAGCAGCAGAGGAAGAAUCAUCUUCUUCAUCAUCUCUUCCUCCUUCACCAGCCUCACCGGGACAGCAGGUGCGGACGCCGACCAGACAUCCCAACACACACAGGAAAUUGAGAGACUGGCACCUGCAUGUGAAAGAGCCCUGGCUCGUCGUCGGCGAUUCUAAUGUUAGCAGACUGCCCCCUUUGCAGCUGACAGUGGAAAAGGACACUUUGAUGUACUUGAACACUUUCAUUACAGGACUAAAGGAUCACAUUCCAGCCCUCACCUCAGACAUUUUCACUACAGAGGAGGAUGACAUUCACUGGUCAUAUGGAACCUCAGAGGCAAUGUUACAACACUGGGAGAUGUAUGUAAAUGGGGAGUCCCCAUAA
Molecule: messenger RNA, 1429 nt
Organism: Oreochromis niloticus (Nile tilapia)
Lineage: Eukaryota; Metazoa; Chordata; Actinopteri; Cichliformes; Cichlidae
Product: proteoglycan 4-like
Exons: 4
Coding region: 26-1429 (467 amino acids)
Source: RefSeq, a predicted model, not a curated record